Molecule: messenger RNA, 1214 nt
Organism: Lycium ferocissimum
Lineage: Eukaryota; Viridiplantae; Streptophyta; Magnoliopsida; Solanales; Solanaceae
Product: protein CHLOROPLAST J-LIKE DOMAIN 1, chloroplastic
Exons: 10
Coding region: 37-933 (298 amino acids)
Cellular component (GO): chloroplast membrane
Source: RefSeq, a predicted model, not a curated record
AACUCCCAUUAGCUAAGGAGAAGAAAGAGCUGAAAUAUGGUGCUUACUAUAUCAUCAAACUCUCUUCAAUUUCACUAUAAUAAUACUACUACCUCUCUAAUUUCUCCACCCCAUAACCCUUAUCUCAAAACUUCCAUACCUGCUUCAAAUUUAUCAUUUUCAAGAAACAGACAUGAAUUCAACAGGUUUUCCAUUAAAUCUCGACUUCAUAAAAGGGCAGUCGGUGCUGCUGCUUCAGCUGCUGGAAGUUCUAGUUCCAGCGACGACUCAAAUCCUUAUGAGGUUCUCGGUGUAAGCCCUAUUGAGGGCUUUGACAUGGUUAAGUCAGCAUAUGCAAGAAGACGGAAGGAUGCUGAGCGGAGGGGUGAUGAAGCAGCUCUUGCUCAGUUGGAGAAGGCUUAUGACAAGAUCAUGAUGUCACAGUUAACGAAAAGGAAGAAGGGUGUGACAUUUGGCUCGUUUAAGGUAUCUAAAGAGAUACGAUAUGCUGAUAAGCAGCCUAUUGUGCCGUGGGGUCCACGGUUCACCAAAUCUGAUGACAAAGAUAUGAAAAUCAACUUGGCAAUUUCAGCUGUAUUUAUAGCUUGGGUUUUUAUAAAGCGUAGUGCUGAGUGGAAGCCUUUACAGUUUUUGGCCUUCGUCUUUGUAUAUAGGAUAUUUGAGAAAUUAAAAGCAUUUGAGCCUCCAACUGCCUCGUUUACAGAGGAAGGCGAAGAUGAAGGACGGAUGAUGAGGAUGGGAAAAAGGCUGCUUCGUUCUCUUGCAUUGGUUUUUGGUUGUAUAGCUAUUGCAUCCUUGGGAUAUACUGGUCUCCUCAAUUUUAUCGAGUAUGCUGGUGGUUUCAUACCUGUCUUUCUGUACAACAAUCAGGAAUUGCUUGUAACCGGAUUCACAGCCGUCAUGCUUCACAUCAUGGCAUCUUAUUACAGAUAGUCUAAUUUCUACACUGGUUGAAGAGGAAAUGCAGUUGCCUUGAGUUAGCUGUCAAAUUUUGUAGUUCUGUUGGUUCCAGAAAUUUGCCUUGUUUUGUCUAUAGGAGUUUUAAUAUUUUACAUUUGGCACUCAUCAUUCAAGGGAAUCGACCUGUAGUUGUAAGGAUACACCUACUGUUUGAGGAUGUUGAGACUAAACAAGACCACAUUCUUUUCAAAAUUGAUGGAUUUUAAGAUGGAAAUAUAAAUGAUAAUGAGGAAAUAUGGCUUUUAAACUGGAAA